Myotis davidii is the source of this 4362-nucleotide messenger RNA. RefSeq names its product solute carrier family 8 (sodium/calcium exchanger), member 1 (gene SLC8A1). Bases 271 to 1239 code for a protein of 322 amino acids. The record is from RefSeq and is a predicted model, not a curated record. Gene Ontology annotation, molecular function: calcium:sodium antiporter activity. Gene Ontology annotation, cellular component: sarcolemma; postsynapse; axon. The transcript is spliced from 5 exons. Gene Ontology annotation, biological process: calcium ion import across plasma membrane; sodium ion transmembrane transport. Lineage: Eukaryota; Metazoa; Chordata; Mammalia; Chiroptera; Vespertilionidae.
AGGGGUUCUUGGCAAAUGAGAGGCUACGGUCAGAAUUUCCCUUCCAUCAUCUCUUUGGCCGUGGGGCAUUUCUGUUGCUUCUAGAAAGUGGAGAGAAAGAGGCCAGAUUCCUUUACCCCUUGAGUCACUCUCACUCUUUUACUAGUAAUUAUGUUUCCUUUUGGUCAUGUGAUAAAGGAAUGUGCGUGAACAGCCAGAUGAGCCAGUGUCACAGGGGACAGCAGAGUGAUUCCCACAACGUAGACGACGUGCAGGCAGAGUUUGUCAGUGAUGUGUCCCCAUAGUUGUUUUUCCUGGUCUGCACUUCCACGUGUGCUUAGGCUGCGGGACUUUAUAAUCUCUUGCUGUCAUAAUGAGGAAUGUGACGACAAGCAGCCGCUGACCAGCAAAGAGGAAGAGGAGAGGCGCAUUGCAGAAAUGGGGCGCCCCAUCCUGGGAGAACACACCAAGCUGGAAGUGAUCAUCGAGGAAUCCUAUGAAUUCAAGAGCACCGUGGACAAACUUAUUAAGAAGACAAACCUCGCCCUAGUGGUCGGGACGAACAGCUGGAGAGAGCAGUUCAUUGAAGCGAUCACUGUCAGUGCCGGGGAAGAUGAUGACGACGACGAAUGUGGGGAGGAGAAGCUGCCCUCCUGCUUCGAUUAUGUGAUGCACUUUCUGACUGUGUUCUGGAAGGUCCUCUUUGCCUUCGUGCCCCCUACAGAAUACUGGAAUGGCUGGGCAUGUUUCAUUGUCUCCAUCAUCAUGAUUGGCGUACUGACAGCUUUCAUUGGCGACCUGGCUUCCCACUUCGGCUGCACCAUUGGCCUGAAAGAUUCGGUGACUGCGGUCGUGUUCGUGGCACUCGGAACCUCAGUACCAGACACAUUUGCCAGCAAAGUGGCAGCUACCCAGGACCAGUACGCAGACGCAUCCAUUGGUAACGUCACUGGCAGCAACGCGGUGAAUGUCUUCCUGGGAAUCGGUGUGGCCUGGUCCAUCGCAGCCAUCUACCACGCGGCCAACGGGGCACAGUUCAAAGUGUCCCCCGGCACGCUAGCUUUCUCUGUCACUCUCUUCACCAUUUUUGCUUUCAUCAAUGUGGGGGUGCUGCUGUAUCGGCGGAGGCCAGAAAUCGGAGGUGAGCUGGGUGGGCCCCGGACUGCCAAGCUCCUCACAUCAUCCCUCUUUGUGCUCCUGUGGCUCUUGUACAUUUUCUUCUCCUCCCUGGAGGCCUACUGCCACAUAAAAGGCUUCUGAAGGAACAAUCCGAUGUAGUAAAUUUAUAUAUAUAUACAUAUAUACAUAAACAAUACGUACAACGAACAGAGGAAACUGACAUUUGUCAUGUUCUCUUACCUGCUGAUGGAAUCCAGCUUCAAGAGCAUACUUACUAGGGCUGAAGUGAGAAACCAUCACCUCCCAUUCCCAGGGGCAUCGUCGCAUGGAACAAGGCGUGGAGGCAGGGCCACCUGGGCAGCUCGGCCUAGGAGGGCUGUGUCCUCUCCAGGUUCCUAAGUCCUUAAGUCUUUGAUUUGUUUUCUGUUUUGCCUUCUUUUCAGUGGGGGGUUGGGAGGUGGCUGACGUCUGCCUUUAUUUUGUUUUAGUUUUGUUUUUUGUUGGGAAGAUCGGGGUUCUUGCUUCUCUUGUGGGAGGUGAUGACCAAUCUAAAUGCAAAUGGAUUUUGGUAAACAUUUAAGUCAUUAGGAUUACUUUCCCUUCCCCCAAACACUUUAAAAGUUAUUUUGGAUUAAGAAGGGAUAUGGGCACGGAAGAAGAAAGCAGCCCGUCUUCACGUUACUAAAUCCCAGCUUAGCUCUGGACCGUGAGCAGAGGUGAAGCUGCCUCUGAGAAGAAGCGUGGGAGCUGGGAUGGAGCCAGGAAGCAGUGAUGGUUGCCGAUGCCGUCUGAUAUUUAAAGAUAUGCUGCCUGGCACUCCUGAUCAACAGGUACAGGAAGAAUAAUGUGCCUAGAUUCCCAGAAACACGCAAAACCCGUUACUUCUUCUCUCUUUAGCUCUGGAUUGUAAUUGGCAAGGCCCUUCUUCUGGUGUUUCAGCCCAGCUAUCUCCCCGGGUCCCCCAUCCCCUCCUCCUGCAAACAGGAAGAACAACUCCAUUCAAAAACUCACAUCAUCCUUUGCCAUUUGCAUCAAUCUGUGUCCCAGUCCCAUGUUGCUGUUGCCUGGGAUGGAUCAUCUGUUGGUUUUCUUUUCAAAAGCAUCCAUGGCUUGCACAAUCCUGUUCCAGUCACGACUGAACAUUUGCUCCUCCUUCAUGUGCCUGUUUGGGAAUGUUGUUGUGAUACCUGUUACACAGUGCAUGGACGAAAAACAAAUAAAACAAAGCGUUAUCUGUAUAUAGUAGAGCAUAGCAUACACUGUUCUCCCAUUCAGCAGCGUUAACCGGACAUUGAAGACAUAAGUGAGUUUUCUUUUCACCUGUAACUUUUGUGUUGUUAUCGAGUUUAUGACUAGGGAUACAAGGAGAAAUGGCUUAUGGUUCAUGGAGCUGCACAUUCAUUUUGAAGAAGCAAUAACUGUCACGGGGGACGUUAAAGCAAUGGAGAGGACAGCAGGCAAACCACAAAGUAUCUUCAUGGAAUAGUAGCCAUGUGGAGCACACCAGAGGCCUCUAAAAAACCGCCUGUUGAUUCAGGAAGGCCAAGGAGAAAGGUGUGGAGAAGUGGAUGCGGGAGGCAUGCCUGGGCUUUGAGAGCCUCCGUUUUUCCAGCGCCCUGUCCCUGAAGUAUUUAUUUCACAUCUGCUCUGUCUGGCACAGAUGGUAGAUAGUGCUGGUUUGUUCGUUUUAAUUUUUUUAUAAAGGCUACUUUGAGCCCUAUUUCUUUCACCAUCCAGAUCCUUCUGAUUGUACCUGCAUUUUUUGAGUAGGAAAGAGGUCAGGCUGACCAAUGAAUGGGUCUUUACAAGUGGGUCUUCUCUACUUACGACUGAGGGGUCAGCAGUUAGAGGAGAAGACGAGUGCCUCCCAGCAGGGCUGCACUGGGAGGUUUUUAAUCCCUGGAAAGGGAAUGGCUCUUUCUAUUUUAAAAUACCAAAGAGCGUGGUGGAUAAACCCACAUUCCAAAGUAGUGAGUCCACUGAUGAGGAAAAACGGAAUGAUGUUGGCCCCCUCUUAGAGAGUUCUCUGUCUAUAAAGAUUCUCAGAAUGGACACACCCCUAGCCCUCUGUAUUAAUUCAAAGAUACUUAAGAAAUAAAAAGUGUUGAGAGCUAUUUUCUCUUUUUCCACUCAGUGAUCAUGAUCAUUCAUCAUUUAAAUAAAGCUUUGGUGGCUGAAUUAAUAAUUAAAUGCUGGGCACCCACUCAAUAUGCCAGGACCUAUGCUGCCACCUGGGGACUAAAGUGUGAACAAAACAGCCCAAAUCCUUGCCCUCAGCAGGCUCACAGUUAACGUGAUUAUUGCUCUUUCCAUGAGUAAAAGUCAACCCAGCCACAUAGAAACAUUUAUCCUACAAGAAAAAACACAAUUAGGACACUUUUAAAAUAACACAUUGAAGCUGUGCAAAUAUAAUUGUUCAAAUACUUGUGUGUUUUUUUUUUAAUUAAGAGCAUAGAUUAGGAAAAAUAUCCUAGAUGUCCUUGGCCAAUCUUGCAGAUAGGACAUCUCAUCUUAAACCAAGAAAGGCAAUCAUGCUGGUAUUCCACGUCACUGCGAAGGCCCAAUUAAUCCCAGUUUGUAUCUUGGUUUGAUAACAAUACUUUUCUAGGCCCUGUACCUCUACAAUUCUUAUCUGUUGGAGACUCACCCCAACCUGCCAUGGCCUAGCACACUGGUGGCCCAACUCCUUUGGGGGCACAUGUUAAUUCCCUGCCCCCCCCCUUAUUUUUAAGAUUUACUAAAUGGAAAACUAGCCUAGAAACACCAGGUAAAUGUUAUCAGGGGACAUGAGUUGUUUAAACAUUAGAAAGAUUUUGCACUCAUUUUUAGCCAUAUUUGGAAUGUCAAUAGGCCCAUAGCAAAUUGUUACAGAGGACUUUUGAGAAAUUCUUGCCAUUGGUCAAUUUCAAUUUCAAAGCUUUUGGGUUUGUUUGUUUUUAAAAAUUUUAUGUUAUAGGGAUAUGAUUCUGGUUGUUCAGGGUUUAUUAUUAAUUAUAGUUGUGUAAAAUUAUUUUAUUUUGUUUGAUUAUUUUAUUUUGUGUGUAUUGUGCACAGCUUUAGGGAGAAAUGCACUCAUUGUGCUGCUCCUUAUACAUGGUACACGUUAUUGACACAGAGAAAUAAAGUUUCUAAUUGUUUCUGACUUAAUCACUAGUUAUACAGCAUAUUCUGUAUGGAAUGUUUUCCUUCUUCUCAUUGUCAUCUACUUCAUAUUUUGUUUUCAUGUUUUAAAGAAAUAAAAACCCAAAAGGUAUUAUUGUGCAA